AUGCGAACCAUUUACGUAUUUGGCGGAAAAAUACUGACACCACGCAGUGUCAAUGCCACAGGUGCCAUCGAGCCCGAAUACUCGGGACUGUUUUCCUACCAUAUUGCAACGAAUACCUGGACCCAAAUCCUUGUCGACUGUCAUCACACGAGCGCGUCGCAGUCUGAUGUUAUGUCUAUAAAGUCACGCAUAACGCACUGCAUGGUUUUCCACAAUAAACAAAAAAAACUCUACAUAUAUGGCGGUCAGCGUGGCAAGGAGGAACUGGAUGAGUUCCUCAGCUACGACGUGGAUACCCAAGCCAUAUCAGUGCUCAACAAAGAACAUCCGAACCAAGGCACCACCGCUGGCAAUGAGGCCAAAUUUGAGCCAUCGUCGGAAUACACUCUGCGGGCGACGAUUGAUUGUGAACGCGACGAAAUUUACGUAUUCUCCAGUCUGAGUAAGAUUAAGGAUCGCCGAGACAUACAGCAUAUGGAUGCAUCAAACUCGUUCUGGGUCUACUCGUUGCGUCAACGCAAGUGGUCGCGCAUCUACUAUUGUCGGCACAGUAGCCAAGAUGGGAACUCGAUUAGCAGAGCCAACAUUUUGGGAGCCAACAAGGGUGAUGUUCUAGAGCCCUGCCCUCGCUAUGCGCAUCAGUUGGUCUACGAUGAAUUAGCCAAUAACCACUACCUAUUUGGGGGAAAUCCUGGCAUCUGUCAGCAACAACAACUGCGACUAGACGAUUUUUGGAUUCUUUCUUUGGAAAAGCCUAAACGGGACGAGAUUUUAAAGCAUUGCCGUUUCUUAGUGCGUAAGAUGCGCUAUGAGGAGAUGGCUCGCCAAGAUCCAGUAUCUGCAAUGCAGUCAUUGAUCACGACGAUGCAGAGCAGCUGAAUAACUUUCACAAGCUGGCCUCGCUGCUCUUUAAGACACACGACGGAUGCCUAGAACAGAGAGACAGUUCUGUGCUCACACCGGCUCUGUGUCGUAAUACGGAAGAGCUUGAUGGCAACGCUGAUGUACCAAUUAAAGAUCUGUCCGAUGGCAGCGCAACAGAGAACAUUUCCCUGGAAUCCAAUGAAAGCUUAGCCACAUCUGGCAUAUCGGAGACUGCUUCUAGUCCCAGCUCCUCCUCUUGCACAAAAAGAGCACGAACAGAGUGCAAUCCUGAAUUAAUGAACAAACGAUCUUUCCUAUUUAACAAGCUUGUGCAGCUGAUGCCACCAAGUAUGGUCCAACCGGAGCGAAACCUCAGCGACUUUGUGGUCAUGUGAGCGU
This is a messenger RNA of Drosophila miranda, 1263 nucleotides long. Its product is annotated as muskelin-like. NCBI's taxonomy places the organism in Eukaryota, Metazoa, Arthropoda, Insecta, Diptera, Drosophilidae. Bases 1 to 879 code for a protein of 292 amino acids. Gene Ontology annotation, molecular function: protein binding. The record is from RefSeq and is a predicted model, not a curated record. Gene Ontology annotation, cellular component: cytoplasm. The transcript is spliced from 6 exons.